AUGCACAAAAUUAAUCAAGAAAAAGAAGGAUCCAUUAAUGUUAUUGGCCAAAAUGUAAAUAACAACACUUCUGUGUUUCAAUCAUCGGAUGAAUCUUCAGCAGCUUUCAUCAACUCUGACCCACUCUUAGAAGUUAAUACAUUAAACUCACAAAUAGAUGAAUCACACCAUCCUCACCAAGCUUCCUUUGAAGCAAUGCCUUUUUGGAAAGACUUUGUUGCAGGUAAUGUAGGAGGAAUGUGUGGUAUCCUUGCUGGACAUCCUUUUGAUACGCUGAAAGUUCGUAUUCAAACACAACCACACAAAUAUAACGGAACAAUAUUUAGUACAUUGUAUAGAAUAAUGAAAAACGAAGGUAUUAAUGGUCUUUAUAAAGGACUGUCAUCCCCUUUACUAGGAGUUGGAAUAUUAAAUUCUAUUAUUUUCGGAGUUUACGGAAACACAAUGAGAGCUUUGGAUGAUUAUCGUGGAAGAAAUAGAGGUGUUAUUACAAGUGAUUACCUUUAUUAUGGCGAUGUUUUUAUGGCUGGUUCACUUGCUGGUCUUGUGAAUACACCAAUUUGUAGCCCUCUUGAAUUGAUAAAAACAAGAUUGCAAAUUCAAGAUCAAGCUAAAUCUGACCUUACUCAUAGAGCUUACAGUGGACCAACUGAUUGCUUUAUGAAAACAUGGAGAUCUGGAGGAAUUAGAGGUAUAUUUAAAGGUUUAAAUAGUACAAUGGUUAGAGAUGUACCAAGUUAUGGUGCAUACUUUGUAAUGUAUGAAUAUCUGAAAGAAUUAUAUGGUGAAAGUCCAUUAGCUCUAUUUUUAAGUGGUGGUUUUGCAGGAAUAGGAUGUUGGUACCUUUCAUAUUGGUCUGAUGCUAUAAAGUCACGUAUCCAAGCAUUACCAGAUCCUCCACAUCCAGGUCACGAUAAAUACAAGGGAUUUAUUGACUGUUGUGUGAAGAGUUAUAAGGCUGAAGGAUAUAUGGUAUUUUUCAGAGGUUUAAAUUCAUCUAUUGUAAGAGCUUUUCCUCUUAAUGCUGUAACAUUUUUAGCUUAUGAAACAACUAUGAAAAUUUUGUAAGAAAUGUAGCAAUAUUUUGUAACGUAGUAUUGUAAUAUAUACCAAGUAGUAUCAAUUUAAUUAAAUAAUUGUUUAGAUUAU
Naegleria gruberi is the source of this 1149-nucleotide messenger RNA. RefSeq names its product mitochondrial carrier protein. Lineage: Eukaryota; Heterolobosea; Eutetramitea; Acrasida; Naegleriidae. Bases 1 to 1068 code for a protein of 355 amino acids. The record is from RefSeq and is a predicted model, not a curated record. Gene Ontology annotation, cellular component: mitochondrion. Gene Ontology annotation, biological process: transmembrane transport. Gene Ontology annotation, molecular function: transmembrane transporter activity. The transcript is spliced from 2 exons.